AUGCAGACCUCCCUUCUCCAUAACCUAGUUGUUGGAACUCCAGUCAUCUCAGCAACUUAUGAUCAGUUUCAAAAGCCAGUUAACAGAUACUUACCUGGUCCUAUCCCUCAAUGUCAAUGUUCAACCACAACAUCAAAGCAAAUGAGACUGAGGACAAAUAUAUCAGAAACUGUCAAGAGAAAGUUAACCUUAGGGGCUCGCAUUCUUCGAGUGGGUGGAAUGGAAAACGUGUUUAAGCAGUUUUUUAGUGUGAGAGAAGGAGAGAGGCUUUUGAAAGCUUCCCAGUGUUAUUUGUCCACCACAUCUGGUCCUCUAGCAGGUUUCCUCUUCAUAUCCACAGAUAAGGUGACCUUCUGCAGUGAGAGAUCAAUGAAAGUCUUUACUCAGAAAGGCCAUAUGUUGAGGAUCCGUUAUAAGGUUGUCAUUCCACUGAAGAAGAUAAAGAGUGUGAACCAAAGUAAAAAUGCUCAGAAGCCAACACAGAAGUACAUAGAGAUUAUCACGGAGGACAACUUUGAUUUCUGGUUUAUGGGUGUCUUCAAAUAUCAAAAUACUUUAAAAUAUCUUGAGCAGGCAGUUUCUCAGGCUGUUUAA
Molecule: messenger RNA, 594 nt
Organism: Sphenostylis stenocarpa
Lineage: Eukaryota; Viridiplantae; Streptophyta; Magnoliopsida; Fabales; Fabaceae
Source: the annotation of a GenBank genome assembly